AUGGAUAAUUCGAUUUCAACACACACUCGAUUAGAUUCACUUGGGAAAACAAUUCUAGAAGCCGAAUUGGAUAUUUGUCAUUAUAUUCAAUUUGAUUAUAUCGUUCUUUGGAAUUCAUCGGCCGAAAUAUGUAAAGAUAUAAAGUGUGCAAUGCCUACAAAUGGUUCAUCGCCAUCAUCGAUAUUUGAAAAUACCAACACUAAAGAAGCAUUCAAUCAAUCGGAUGUGAUUGUUUUCGUAACUGAUGGAGAAAUUGGUAAUGCAAGUGUCGCACAGGUAAGCACAAACUAUUCAAAGCUUUCGACAAUCAACAUGUCUGAAGUUCGCUGUUUAUUAUUUCAUCCGUCGGCAAUUGACAUUUCUGUCCUUGCUCCAUUGAUGAUCGAUUCCAAUGUUUUAUGUCUCUUCUACGACGGUAAAACAUUCUAUGUUCUUUCAUCAGUUGGUUAUAUCAGUAAUAUAUAUAAAUCACCGGAUAAUUUCACAGAUUAUGCAAGUCCAACGACAGUUGACCUCGAUGAAUUGUUUCAUCAUAUUCAAAUCUAUGGAUACGCGAACAUUCCCCAUGGUUGUAUUAAAAUUCAUGAAAAUGAACAAGAAAUCGUUGCUUUCAAUUUCGAUGAAUUCAUUAGUGUAAAAGAUGUGUAUUUUUCAAUGAAAAUUGACGAAGAAGAAUGGAAAACAUUGAUUCAAUAUGGAAAGAUUAGUAAUAAGUUGUCCGAACUCCGAUAUUCAGUCACUCAAAUGAAACUGGAAGCGAUCCGAUUAGAUAUGCACAAGAUCAAAAGCGACCAUGAUUUUAAAUACACGAAACAACGGGAUGAGAUCAUCGAAAAUAUUCUUCUUCUCCAAUCAACCGAGCAGUCAGAAACGGAAGAUGAACUUGCCAGACUUCGCCAACAACUAUGA
Adineta ricciae is the source of this 909-nucleotide messenger RNA. NCBI's taxonomy places the organism in Eukaryota, Metazoa, Rotifera, Eurotatoria, Adinetida, Adinetidae. The record is from the annotation of a GenBank genome assembly.